AUGACCUCGCCCGGACAGGAUGUCCCCGAAACCUCCGCCAGCACUCCUUUCGCAGCGUCCGAUCACUACCAUGAUGGUAAACAUCAUCUGCUUCUCGCGGCCAGCGGCUCCGUUGCCACCAUCAAGAUCCCAAAUAUCCUAAACGCACUCUCCCAUCACCCCAACCUCGCCAUCCGACUCAUCCUUACCCAGUCCGCCGCGAACUUCCUCGCUGGUCAAAGCGCCGAGCAACCUCAUGUCGAUUUUCUCCGAGAGUACAGAAACGUUGAAGGCAUCUAUCUCGACGAUGACGAGUGGGCGCACCCCUGGAGCAGGGGCCGGCCCAUACUGCACAUCGAGCUGCGAAGAUGGAGUCAUCUGCUCGUCAUUGCUCCUUUAUCCGCAAAUACACUCGCAAAGCUCACCUGUGGCUUCAGUGAUAACUUGCUAACAAGCGUGGUGCGAGCGUGGGAUACGACAGGAGAUAUUGAAGAUCCGGGUCAAGCUGCUGCUAAUGGAGAGGCGCCGUCUAGGGGUAAGAAGAGAAUUAUUGUGGCCCCAGCAAUGAACACGGCUAUGUGGAGACAUCCAGUUACAAAGAGACACAUCGCACUAUUGGAGGGCGAGUGGGGUGUCUCUGGCAACAACCAAGACCUGCAGCAGGAUGAGGGCUGGUUCGAGGUCUUGCGACCCCAGGAGAAGGAGUUGGCAUGCGGGGACGUUGGAGACGGUGCCAUGAAGGACUGGAAGGAGAUUGUCCAAGUCAUUGAACAGAGAUUGCGUCUUGACGCAUGA
Molecule: messenger RNA, 774 nt
Organism: Amorphotheca resinae ATCC 22711
Lineage: Eukaryota; Fungi; Ascomycota; Leotiomycetes; Helotiales; Amorphothecaceae
Exons: 1
Coding region: 1-774 (257 amino acids)
Biological process (GO): coenzyme A biosynthetic process
Cellular component (GO): phosphopantothenoylcysteine decarboxylase complex
Molecular function (GO): phosphopantothenoylcysteine decarboxylase activity; FMN binding
Source: RefSeq, a predicted model, not a curated record